This is a messenger RNA of Heterocephalus glaber (naked mole-rat), 1567 nucleotides long. RefSeq names its product alpha 2-HS glycoprotein (gene Ahsg). Gene Ontology annotation, molecular function: cysteine-type endopeptidase inhibitor activity. NCBI's taxonomy places the organism in Eukaryota, Metazoa, Chordata, Mammalia, Rodentia, Bathyergidae. Gene Ontology annotation, biological process: negative regulation of endopeptidase activity. The record is from RefSeq and is a predicted model, not a curated record. Gene Ontology annotation, cellular component: extracellular region; blood microparticle; extracellular matrix.
ACCUCUCUGUCUGUCUAGCUUUCCCAGCAGGUUCCUGGGUCGGUCCAGAGGUCUCUAGCCAUCCACCCACUUGCCAGGAACUCUCCGGAGCAGCCAUGAAGUCCUUUGUUUUGCUCCUUUGCCUUGUUCAGCUCUUAGGCUGCCACUCGGUCCCAGCUGGCCCACGGCUGCCUUACAGGGAGCCAGCUUGUGAUGACUUGGAAACAGAGCAGGCAGCCCUGGCAGCUGUGGACUACAUCAAUCAGAACCUUCGUCACGGAUACAAGCACACCUUGAACCAAAUUGACAAAGUCAGGGUGUGGCAGAGGCGCCCCUUCGGAGAGGUGUACCACCUUGAAUUGGACACACUGGAGACCCAGUGCCAUGCCAGGGACCCCACACCCUUGGCGAACUGCUCCGUGAGACAGGUGUUCCAACAUGCGGUGGAGGGAGACUGUGAAAUGCACGUGCUGAAACAGGACGACCGGCUUUCCGUGUUGUUCGCAAAGUGCGAUUCCACUCCAGACUCCAGGGAGGACGUGCGCAAAGUGUGCCCCCAGUGCCCCCUGAUGGCGCCGCUGAACGACACCAAGGUGGUGCACGCCGCCGACGCCGCCCUGGCCGCCUUCAACGCGCAGAACAACGGCUCCUACUUCAAGCUGCUGGAGAUUUCCCGCGGUCAACUUGUGCCUCUCCCAGCUUCCACCUAUGUGGAGUUUGCGGUGGCCGCCACCGACUGUGUCACUACAGGGGUCACAGAUCCAGCCAACUGCAAGCUGCUAGCAGAGAAGCAGUACGGCUUCUGUAAGGCGACACUCACGGAGAAGCUUGGUGGGGAGGAGGUGGCAGUGACCUGCACAAUAUUCCAAACACAGCCCGUGGCCCUGCAGCCCCAGCCAGAUGCCGCCAACCCAGCAAGCCCACCCCCUGCACUGGACCAAGCUGCACCUGUGCCCUCUGCAGCUGGCCUGGCUGCAGCUGCCUUGGUGGUGGGACCCAAGGUGGUGGAAGUUCCCCUGGGACCCCCUAGACACCAGGCACACUAUGACCUUCGCCACGCCUUCACAGGUGUGGCUUCGGUGGAGUCAGCCUCAGGAGAAGCAUUCAACCCACCUAAGGGGGCACAGCCUGGCAUUGCCGGUGGUGCUGGCCUAGUGCCGCCCCCAUGCCCUGGGAGGAUCAGACACUUCAAGAUCUAGCCUAGACACUGCAGAGAUGAGAAGGUUGGGCACAGAGAACCUAGCCACCAUUUUGUCCAAGUCUGGGCGUGGGUGGGGACCUUGUCUGUUGUCAGAGCAAGGCCCACAUGUGUCUAGAGUAAUAAAUAGCAAGUCUUGAAUCCCAACUUCUCUCCCUUCCUCAGAGGAGAGAAGCAGUCAGGCUGAUGGUUAUGUUUGAUGGAAGGCGUACGGCCAAUAGCUUGUCAUUGUUUUGCUAUAAACCACUGCCAUGGUGUUCUCUGCCUUCUCGCUGACCUCAUACACACAGUUGGACUGUGACUUUAAAUGGUGCUCUUGCCACACUUGUAUCAGCCUGUUAAUAAAGUGCCUGAAGGACCUUCCUUAAUAAAGAAGGCUCUAAACUGAAA